This is a messenger RNA of Perognathus longimembris pacificus (Pacific pocket mouse), 6092 nucleotides long. RefSeq names its product Janus kinase 2 (gene Jak2). Gene Ontology annotation, molecular function: histone binding; ATP binding; cytokine receptor binding. Lineage: Eukaryota; Metazoa; Chordata; Mammalia; Rodentia; Heteromyidae. The record is from RefSeq and is a predicted model, not a curated record. Gene Ontology annotation, biological process: cell differentiation; intracellular signal transduction; cytokine-mediated signaling pathway. The transcript is spliced from 25 exons. The coding region runs from base 598 to 3990 and encodes 1130 amino acids. Gene Ontology annotation, cellular component: cytoskeleton; membrane; cytosol.
GACCGGGCGGAGGGAGGAGACGGCGGCCGUGACGGGCUUCCCACAGUGGGAGGGGUGUGGACUUGCAGGAAGAAGGGAGGAAGGGGAGCAGAAAGGGGGCAGCAGCGGCCGCGGCGCUGACAGGCUGGGCGGCAGUCCGGCUCUCCCGAGACUUCGCGCCUACGCGUCGGGCCCCCGUCGGACCCCCGGGUUGUGGAGGCUCCUGUCGGGGAGGACCGCCGCCUCCACCGCCAGGACGCACGGACAGGCCCGGUCCUCGCCGCCGAGGGAUGUGACGGGGAGCCGAGCCCGCACGGGAUCCCCCCACUCCUUCCCGAGGGCCCGGCCUGGCGGACACUCGGGCCGGUUGUCGGGUCCCGGGGCUUCCGCAGACCUCGGCUCGCCCAGGGGGGCGUCGUGGAGGAGGAGGAGGAGAAGGAGGAGGAGGCGCCUUAGGGCUGUGCUGCUGGUUCCCCAAUCAGGCAACGGGAAGAAGAUGUGAACUGUUACUCUUCUGCAGAAAUUUAAAAAAAAAAAAAAAAAGACGGGGUCGGGGGGGAGGAGCCCUUUCUUCCCCCUCAGCGACGACUGAUGUUCUAAAGAAGAUUCUGGAUGUGAAUGGCUUGCCUUACAAUGACAGAAAUGGAGUCAACUUCCACAUCUCCUAUACAUCAGAAUGGUGAUAUUCCUGGAAAUGCCAGUUCUGUGAAGCAAAUAGAGCCAGUCCUUCAGGUGUAUCUUUACCAUUCUCUUGGAAAAACUGAGGGAGAUUAUCUAAAGUUUCCAGCUGGAGAAUAUGUUUCAGAAGAAAUUUGUAUUGCUGCAUCUAAAGCUUGUGGUGUCACCCCUUUGUACCAUAAUAUGUUUGCUUUAAUGAGUGAAACAGAAAGGAUCUGGUAUCCACCCAACCAUGUCUUCCAUAUAGAUGAGUCAACCAAGCUAAAUGUACUGUACAGAAUAAGGUUUUACUUUCCUCACUGGUAUUGCAGUGGCAGCAACAGAACCUAUCGGCAUGGAGUAUUUCGAGGGACUGAAUCUCCUCUUCUUGAUGACUUUGUUAUGUCUUACCUUUUUGCUCAGUGGCGGUAUGAUUUUGUUCAUGGAUGGAUAAAAGUACCCGUGACUCAUGAAACACAGGAAGAAUGUCUUGGGAUGGCAGUGUUAGAUAUGAUGAGAAUAGCAAAAGAAAAGGAUCAGACUCCGCUGGCUGUCUAUAACUCUAUCAGCUACAAGACAUUCUUACCAAAAUGUGUUCGAGCAAAGAUCCAAGAGUAUCAUAUUCUGACAAGGAAGAGAAUAAGGUACAGAUUUCGCAGAUUUAUUCAGCAGUUCAGUCAAUGCAAAGCCACUGCCAGAAACUUGAAACUUAAGUAUGUUAUAAAUCUGGAAACUCUUCAGUCUGCCUUCUACACAGAGCAGUUUGAAGUAAAAGAAUCUGGAAGAGGUCCUUCAGGUGAGGAGAUUUUUGCAACCAUUAUAAUAACUGGAAACGGUGGAAUUCAGUGGUCAAGAGGGAAACAUAAAGAAAGUGAGACACUGACAGAACAGGAUUUACAGCUGUAUUGUGAUUUUCCUGAUAUUAUUGAUGUUAGUAUAAAGCAAGCAAACCAAGAAUGCUCAAAUGAAAGUAGAAUUGUAACUAUCCAUAAAAAAGAUGGUAAAACUUUGGAAAUUGAGCUCAGUUCAUUAAGAGAAGCUUUAUCAUUUGUGUCAUUAAUUGAUGGCUAUUAUAGACUAACUGCAGAUGCACACCAUUACCUCUGUAAAGAAGUAGCACCACCAGCAGUGCUGGAAAAUAUACAAAGCAACUGCCACGGUCCAAUUUCAAUGGACUUUGCCAUUAGUAAACUGAAGAAAGCAGGUAAUCAGACUGGACUGUAUGUACUUCGAUGCAGUCCUAAGGAUUUUAAUAAGUAUUUUCUGACUUUUGCUGUUGAGAGAGAAAACGUCAUUGAAUAUAAACACUGUUUAAUUACAAAAAAUGAGAAUAGAGAGUACAACCUCAGUGGGACUAAGAAAAAUUUCAGUAAUCUUAAAGAUCUUUUAAAUUGCUACCAGAUGGAAACUGUUCGCUCAGACAAUAUAAUUUUCCAGUUUACCAAAUGCUGUCCUCCCAAACCAAAAGAUAAAUCGAAUCUUCUAGUCUUCAGAACCAGUGGUGUUUCUGAUGUACCAAACUCGCCAACAUUACAGAGGCAUAAUAAUGUGAACCAAAUGGUAUUCCACAAAAUCAGAAAUGAAGACUUGAUAUUUAAUGAAAGCCUUGGUCAAGGAACUUUUACAAAAAUUUUUAAAGGCCUAAGAAGAGAAGUAGGAGACUAUGGUCAACUACAUGAAACAGAAGUUCUUUUAAAAGUUCUGGAUAAAGCACAUAGAAAUUAUUCAGAGUCUUUCUUUGAAGCAGCAAGCAUGAUGAGCCAACUUUCUCACAAGCAUUUGAUUUUAAAUUAUGGAGUAUGUGUCUGCGGAGAGGAGAAUAUUUUGGUUCAGGAGUUUGUAAAAUUUGGAUCAUUAGAUACAUAUCUGAAAAAGAACAAAAAUUCUAUAAAUAUAUUAUGGAAACUUGGAGUGGCUAAACAGUUGGCAUGGGCUAUGCAUUUUCUAGAAGAAAAAAACCUUAUUCAUGGGAAUGUAUGUGCUAAAAAUAUUCUACUUAUCAGAGAAGAGGACAGGAAAACAGGAAAUCCUCCUUUCAUCAAACUUAGUGAUCCUGGCAUUAGCAUUACAGUUUUACCAAAGGACAUUCUUCAGGAGAGAAUACCAUGGGUACCACCUGAAUGCAUUGAAAAUCCUAAAAAUCUAAAUUUGGCAACAGACAAAUGGAGUUUUGGUACCACCUUGUGGGAAAUCUGCAGUGGAGGAGAUAAGCCUCUGAGUGCUCUUGAUUCUCAAAGAAAGCUUCAAUUCUAUGAAGAUAGGCACCAGCUUCCUGCACCAAAGUGGACAGAAUUAGCCAAUCUUAUAAAUAAUUGUAUGGAUUAUGAAUCAGACUUCAGGCCUUCUUUCAGAGCCAUCAUAAGGGAUCUUAACAGUUUAUUUACUCCAGAUUAUGAACUAUUAACAGAAAAUGAUAUGUUACCAAACAUGAGGAUAGGUGCCCUAGGGUUUUCUGGUGCUUUUGAAGACAGGGACCCUACACAGUUUGAAGAGAGACACUUGAAAUUUCUACAGCAACUUGGGAAGGGUAAUUUUGGAAGUGUGGAGAUGUGCCGAUAUGACCCUCUGCAGGACAACACUGGGGAGGUGGUGGCUGUUAAAAAGCUCCAGCACAGUACUGAAGAGCACCUCAGAGAUUUUGAAAGGGAAAUUGAAAUCUUGAAAUCCUUGCAGCAUGACAACAUUGUGAAGUACAAAGGAGUGUGUUACAGUGCUGGCCGACGUAAUCUAAGAUUAAUUAUGGAGUAUUUACCUUAUGGAAGUUUACGAGACUAUCUUCAAAAACAUAAAGAACGGAUAGAUCACAAAAAACUUCUGCAGUAUACAUCUCAGAUAUGCAAGGGUAUGGAGUAUCUUGGUACAAAAAGAUAUAUCCACAGGGAUCUGGCAACAAGAAAUAUAUUGGUAGAGAAUGAGAACAGAGUUAAAAUUGGAGAUUUUGGAUUAACCAAAGUCUUGCCACAAGACAAAGAAUACUACAAAGUUAAAGAACCUGGUGAAAGUCCCAUAUUCUGGUAUGCUCCAGAGUCACUGACAGAGAGCAAGUUUUCUGUGGCCUCAGAUGUUUGGAGCUUUGGAGUGGUUUUGUAUGAACUUUUCACAUAUAUUGAGAAGAGUAAAAGUCCACCAGUGGAGUUUAUGCGUAUGAUUGGUAAUGAUAAACAAGGACAGAUGAUUGUAUUCCAUUUGAUAGAACUUCUAAAGAAUAAUGGGAGAUUACCAAGACCAGAUGGAUGCCCAGAUGAGAUUUAUUUGAUCAUGACAGAAUGCUGGAAUAAUAAUGUUAAUCAGCGCCCCUCCUUCAGGGACCUAGCAUAUCGGGUAGAUCAGAUACGGGACAGCAUGGCUGGAUGAAAGAAAUGAACUACAUGCACACCGAGACCAAAGCAGACAUCCAGAACAAAGUUUUGUAUUUCACAUUGCUGUGGACUAUUAUCAUUUAUCAUUAUUACAUAAAUCAUAAUGCUAGCCAGAAGAGAUGUGAAAAUAGCUGCUCAAAACUUUCAAAGUUUAGUGUUUUUUUUCAUGCAGCCAUCUGUACAUGACUUUGAUGGAAAAUCUUGAAUAAGAAAUUUUGUAAAGUUUCAUGAAUUUUAUCAGCCAGUAUAUCUCCUUCUCUGUCAAAGGCAAAAAUAGCAUUUUUCAACUUAGAGAUUUGAGAGAUGAAAAAUUACAAUGUAAAUUUUGCCAUGUUGAAUAUGCACAAAAUACAGUUUUUACCACUAUGUGUAUUAUACUUUGGCAUCUUGUGUGAUUUACACAAGGGCUAGUGGUCAUUAGUAAUGUUUUCUAAUUUUUCCACAAUUGAUCUACAAUAACGUCACUGUACCAACAAAUUAAUGUGCUCAGAAAAUUGAGUAGCACCAUUUUUGCUUUUGUUCAUCCAAACCACUAUUUGACAAUAUUUAGCAGGUCUAUAAUUUAUGGCUUAUAGUUCCAUGUAUUGUAAAUAUUUUUCAAAGCAAAGGGAACAAAAGUCUAUUUUAUUUGUAUAGGAAAUUUCCCUAACCCUAAAGAAUACAUUUUGAAAUGAAACAAGCUUAUAAAAAAAUAGCACAAUCUAUUUUCUUAUUUGUUUCUCUUGUAUCUGUUUGUGGUGAAUAUGCUUUUUAAAUAGAAAUAUCUCCAAUUUUUUUUCCAAGACUAUAAUGAAUAGUAUUCUUUUACAUUUUUGAGAAUAAGAAUGUUAGGAAUGUUGUCAUCCUUUGAGCUCUUGACUGCCAAUAAGAUUCUUUAGUCUUUGAGACCUGUGGUCAUCCAUUAUUAAAUGUAAGCAUAAGCCAUAAAAUAGCUAGGACAUAAUAUCUAGAGACUGAACUUUUUAUUACAGUUACAGAAGAGAUUCCCUUUGUUAGAGUCUCAUAUUCAAUGGAGGAAUGAGGCAAAUUGAUGAAAAAAGUAUGCUUGUUAAUUUUAUAUCAGAAUGCCAGUAGAAAGUUCAUAUUGUAUGUCUUUUAAAAGAAGAGAGAAUACAUAUUUUUAAAUAAAUAUAAAGGAUUGUUUGUGUUGUCAUCUGUUCUAGUGCUACUCCAUUUUAGAUACAGUAUAUAAAAUAAAAUGUGAUAGGGUUUUUUUGUGUGUGUUAUUUAUACAAAAUUUAAGAUGUCUAACAUUUUGGUAAAAGAAAAAAGUGUUCUUAUUUGCAGUGGUAUAUGACAUUUAAAAAAAACUUUUACUUAAGACUUCUGAUUGUUGGGUUGGAGAAGGAAAGGCAAGAAUGCUGUUUCCAUUCUUUAAGUAAUUUUAGUAGGUAAUUAGAUGCAGAAAUCAUAUAAAAUGAGAGACUAUUAGAUUUUUUUUUAAAUUAAGUAGAUUCUUUGAUAAAAUUUAAAUAUACUUUAAUUUAUAAAGUCUUUUCAAUUAUCUAUGUAAGCAAUAAGAUAACUUUGAUUCUAUUACUUUUCAAAUUGAAAGUAGCAACUGCACAGUAUGCUUGAUUUCCAAACUUCGUACUAAAUUACUUAAAAGUGAAUUUUUCUGAGGUAUGUAACAUUUUGUUUUUAAAAACAACUAUGAGAAUUUUGUUAAAACUUUUGAAGUGUUUCAUUUUUCUAAUUUAAAAAUUUCACAGCAUAUUCUUAAGUUUGCAAGACCACCUUAUUGUGAAAUUCCAAGUUUACAUGAAGCUUCUUUUUCACUGAUGGUUUAUGUAAUGUUUUAACUUUUGAUUCUGAGUAUACAUAAAAAGAAAUUAAUCCUGUACCUAUUUACCAGGUUCUCCAUUAGAAAUAGGUAAGUAAUUAACCAAUUAAGUAUUCCUUGAAGUUAUUUUUUGACAUUUUUCUUAGAAUUCUGUAAUUUUGUAUAUAUUAUAUUGUAAUGUUAUCAUCUUUAUAUAAAUCCUUCCAUGUGUACUUGCUUUAGGAAGUAUUUUUUAUGCUAUUUAAAUGUGCUGCCUGAAGCACUGUAAUUUGCCAUGGAAGAAUUAUUAUACAUUAAAGUUAUGUGAAAUUGUU